This is a messenger RNA of Marchantia polymorpha subsp. ruderalis, 7183 nucleotides long. The record is from the annotation of a GenBank genome assembly. NCBI's taxonomy places the organism in Eukaryota, Viridiplantae, Streptophyta, Marchantiopsida, Marchantiales, Marchantiaceae.
CCCUUCUGUAAAUUUAUUUCUCCGAUUCUGAAUUUCUUCGUUUUGUUUCUCACUUAGCUCGGAGAAUAUUUCGUGAGCUUCCGAAACCAAAAUGUGCAGUUUUUUUUUGUAAAUUUUUUUCAUGGGGACACGUAAUGUAGCAAAGAGCAAAAAGGAUUACACUGGGCUGUCAUGUGCCCUUGGGCGUUUAUUUACUGCGGAAGUUGCUCCUGCAGCGAUCAUGGACGAAAAAAUUCGGUUUUGUUGAGGAUUUUGGAUGAUACAGCUCUUGGAGGCAGUAAAAGAACUUGGUCGCUUAAUGUCGCAGCUGAUAGUCUCGAGCGGUCACAGCUGUCUCCAGUUUAUUGCUUAACUAUAUAACUGUACAAAAUAUAGAUAUAAUUUUAUACUCUGAGAAAUUCAUAAGAAAUUUGUGUCAGGAAUUCGGCUGGGCUUGGGUUCUGAUGCCAUUGACGAGGCUCCGAUCAUUUCUGUGCUUCCUUCUGUCUUGCGGAACUGAGCCCUUGUUUCAUAGUGAUUUGAUUUUUGGAGCAUUUGAGCAACAUUUAGCUCUGAUUGCAGAAAGUUCUUAGGAUAGUGGGCGGGACUGCUUGGAUUUGAAUGUGUCCUAAGUUCACUGGAAAAUUUAUUCAGACGUGACGACUUACCUUUCAGAAGAUUAUGGCAAGACCGAAGGUAGCUUUGAUAGGUGAUGGAGAAGGGGACUUUGCAGCUCUUCGAACACACAUCGCUUCAAGAAUUCUCGAUAAAGGCUUCAAUGUUGCUGAAGUGGACGUUACACAAUCCUCGGACUUGUCUGAUGAGUCGGUUGCCACCGCAAGUGAACAAGCCAUUAAAGAUGCAGGCGUGAUCCUGGUGGCAGUCUCCAAUACAAGAAUAUCCGAAUGUCUUAGAUCAGUCACGAUAUCUGAAUUGUCCGAUGGAGCGGUUGUCCUCAUUUGUUCACCUGUUACGCCUCGUGAACUUAUGACGGUUGAGAAGAGUUUUUCAGUUGAGAGAGAAGAUAUGCAGUUGGUGGAUGCACCUCUCACGCGAACUUUCGAUGGUACACUUAUGAUGGUAGCGUCGGGGGCAGCUGAUGCAGUUACAAAAUGUCGGGAUGUACUUCAUGCUAUCGAUGACAACUUCUUAGAUAUCGAAGGCGGUUUGGGCACAAGCAGCAAACUUCGAAUGGUGGACGAUCUCCUGUUUGGAGUGCACUUAGCAGCAGCUGCAGAAUCGAUGGCUCUUGGAGCAUGUGCAGGACUGGAAACUCAGAUCCUUUACGACAUAAUCUCAAACGCAGCUGGAAGUUCGAGGGUUUUUGCAAAUCUGGUUCCUCACAUGCUCAAGGCGAAAGACGGACCAAUUGCCAAGCUUGAUCAAGUUUACAAUCAGCUUGGUUUUAUACUGGACGAGGCAAAAGGCCUCAAAUUUCCACUGCCUCUGACGGCCGUAGCUCAUCAACAAGUUGUGAAUGGCUGCGCAUCUGGUUACAAGAAUGAGAAAUGUUCUUCACUUUUCAAGAUCUGGGAAAAAAUAAUAGCUUCCAGCACAGCAUCCUCUUCUUCUGUGGGAAAUGUGGGUACGAUGGAUGAGCUCGCAAAGGUCGCCUUGAAAGUUGAUUCUGUAGCUUUCAUUGGACUCGGAGCUAUGGGCUUUGGAAUGGCAUCACAUCUUGUGAAGGAAGGCUUCACAGUUCGCGGAUAUGAUGUAUAUGAGCCCUCAAUGGAACGGUUCGUGAAAGCUGGUGGAAUACCAAGCAAAAGCCCCGAAGAUUGCGCAAAAGGUGCCAAAGUUAUUAUCUUGAUGGUGACGAACGAAGAUCAAGCGGAGAGUGUAUUAUACGGUCAGCAAGGAGCAGUACAAGGAAUUGCUGAAGGUUGCACAGUCGUGUUAUGCUCUACCGUCUCGCCUGCUUUUGUCAUGAGACUUGAAACCCGCUUGGCAGCUGAAGGUCGGGAUUUGCAACUCGUAGAUGCUCCAGUCUCAGGGGGUGUUGCAAAAGCUGCAGAUGGCACUUUGACGAUAAUGGCUUCUGGGUCGGAAGAGGCUUUCAAGCGUGCAGGGUCUUGUUUACUUGCUAUGGGUGCGAAUGUCUAUGUCCUGAAAGGUGGAGCUGGACUCGGCAGCUCUGUUAAGAUGGUGAACCAGUUACUUGCUGGGGUUCACAUUGCAGUUUCUGCAGAGGCUAUGGCUUUUGGUGUACGUCUAGGUCUUGAGAGUCGUUCACUUUAUGACUUCAUAGAGAAAUCGAAUGGAUGCUCUUGGAUGUUUACAAAUCGUGUGCCCCACAUGCUGAGUUCAGACUAUACGCCAUUAUCGGCAGUGGACAUUUUUGUCAAGGACUUGGGAAUCGUAUUCAGUGAGGGGAAAAGACUAUGUGUUCCUCUUCCAGUGGCGUCGACUGCUCUUCAACAGUAUUUACUGAGUGCUGCAGCAGGGUGGGGUCGGUUGGAUGACUCUGCUGUAGUGAAGGUUUUCGAGAAAAUGACUGGUAUAACUAUACAAUCCAAGACUUUUUCUAGUGAACCAGCGAUUGGCAAAGGUGCCGACAUUCCUGUUAUACCCAAGGAUGCUACACUCAACUCCCUUCCACCUGAGUGGUCCGAGGAUCCACUGGAUGAAAUUAAACGUGUAGAGAAAGAAGGUCGUGCCAAGGUUCUUGUUGUGCUCGAUGACGAUCCAACUGGGACCCAAACUGUGCAUGACGUGAAUGUGCUUACUGAUUGGAGUGUCGAUGUUCUGAAGGAAGAGUUUGAUAAGAAGCCAGCUUGCUUUUUCAUCCUUACAAAUUCACGGGCCUUGAACCAUGAAGAGGCCGCUGAGUUAACAGUUGAAAUUUGCAAACAAGUUGUAGCUGCUGCAUCAGCUGCUGGAGAUAUUGGUUACACAAUUGUACUCAGGGGUGAUUCAACUUUACGAGGACAUUUUCCUCAGGAGCCAAAUGCUGCUGCCAGUGUCAUUGGCGAAUCGGAUGCUUGGAUAAUUUGUCCAUUCUUCCUUCAAGGUGGACGAUAUACCAUUAAUGAUAUUCACUACGUCGCUGAUGAGAACAUGUUGGUCCCAGCUGGAAGCACUGAGUUUGCAAAAGACGCUGUUUUUGGCUAUAAGUCCUCUAACCUGCUUGAGUGGGUUGAAGAAAAAACAGAGGGUAGGGUGGCAGCGAAAGACGUCGCUUCUAUCUCGAUUGAUACAAUCCGAAAGGGAGGACCGGCUGCAGUUUGCCAAACCUUAUGCUCUUUGAAGAAGGGCACGGUAUGUGUUGUUAACGCUGCGAGUGAGAGGGAUGUCGAGGUCUUCGCAGCCGGUAUGAUGCGUGCGGAAGCUAUGGGAAAGCAGUUCUUGUGCCGAACUGCUGCUGCCUUUGUGUCUGCCCGUAUAGGUCUCAGACCGACAGUACCACUUACUCCUAAGGACCUGGGAUCACUAAAUACCACCGGUGGACUCAUUGUUGUGGGAUCUUACGUUCCAAAGACCACUAAACAGGUUGAAGAGGCGCGAGCAAGUUGUAAGGAUCUUGUAUGGAUCAACGUUGACGUUGCUUCUGUAACAUCAGACACUUUGACAAGAGAAGUUGAGAUAGAACAGGCAGCACUUUCAGCAACUCAAGCACUAACUGCAGGGAUGGAUACGGUCAUCAUGACAAGCCGGGAUCUCGUCACAGGAUCAAGCAAAGAAGAAAGUUUGAAAAUUGGACUGAGCGUCAGCAGUGCUCUUGUGGAAGUUGUGAAGCGAAUCUCAGUCAGACCACGUUAUAUACUUGCAAAGGGAGGAAUUACAUCGUCUGAUGUCGCAACAAAGGGAAUGGAUGUUAGAAAGGCUCUAGUGGUUGGUCAAGCCUUGCCAGGUGUGCCUCUCUGGCAGUUCGGACCAGGCAGUAGACAUCCGGGUCUGCCAUACAUUGUUUUCCCAGGAAACGUCGGGGGUACAGAUGCUCUUGCCAAAGUCGUCCAGCAGUGGUCGAAACCACCUUCGAAUGCUACAAAGGAUAUGCUCCAGGAAGCUAAGAGAGGAGGUUAUGCGAUAGGAGCUUUCAAUGUAUAUAACAUGGAAGGCAUCCUUGCCGUAGUAGCAGCUGCUGAAGCUGAAAAGAGCCCUGUCAUUCUUCAGAUUCAUCCAGCAUCGCUGCGAAGUGGAGGAUUGCCCUUAGUCGCUGCCUGUCUCUCUGCAGCCAAGUCUUCCACGGUACCAGUCAGUGUCCAUCUUGACCAUGGAGACCAGAAACAAGACACUCUGCAAGCCAUCUGUUCGGGUUUCAACUCGAUCAUGGUGGAUGGCUCCAAGUUAUCUUUCCACGACAACAUUCAGUUCACCAGAACAUUGGCACGGGCAGCCCAUGCGAAAGGAAUGCUGGUUGAAGCAGAACUCGGUCGACUGUCUGGCACGGAAGAUGGCCUCACAGUGGAAGAAUACGAGGCUCUCUUGACAGACACGAAACAGGCAGAGGAGUUUCUUGGGGAGACAAAAGUGGAUGCUCUCGCUGUGUGUAUAGGGAAUGUUCACGGCAAGUAUCCAGCCAGUGGCCCGAAAUUGAAGCUAGAUCUUCUGCAGGAUCUGAAUCUGGUCGCCGAGAGGCACAACGCCGUUCUGGUCCUUCACGGAGCCUCAGGAGUACCAGAUCGAGAUGUCAAGGCAUGCAUCGACCGUGGAGUCGUCAAGUUCAAUGUCAACACGGAGGUCCGAGAAGCGUACAUGGACAUUUUCAAGACGCAGCACAAGGACCUGGUGGACGUGCUGCGCUCCUCCAAGCAAGCCAUGGAAAAAGUAAUCGUCGCGAAGCUCCGCUUGUUCGGCUCCUCCGGCAAAGCUACUUAGGUAGAUGCCGUGCACUGCUUUGCCUCGCUCGGUCUGGACGAGAAAUUCGCCCACACCCCUCGCCCGCUCGUCAAGAAGAAGAAAAGCCAGGCGUCACCCGACUCCUCUCCAUAGUCUCGGACAAGAGCUAGGCUUCGUCGUAGACCUGAACUGUAUAUGGCUGUAAAUCUUAGUUCUCAUGCCGCAAACAUAUGAUUAAAUUGAAUCCACAAUGCCUCGGAGUCCAGUCACAAGGGUUUGCAAGUUCUGCGCUGGGAAUCGAGAAGUUACCGGAUUCGAUUGCGCCUCUGUGCUGUCCGCCGAGGAGUUUAACGCGGAGAUUAAUGGCGUCUCAAGUAAGAUUUGACUGAUAAGAGGGAAUCCUGCCGAUCGUGAACUGGACUGGGCCAAACCCACUCGGCCGCCGACAUUACGAGCCUUAUCCCGCUUUUCCCGACCUAAAGCUGUUUCCCGACUUUCUGGAUGGCAAUGCUCCCUGAAACAUCCAACUUGGCGGUGCCGUUUCUCAUUCUGACAAAUAACAGUAAUCUGCACAAAGAGAUGUCCGCGCAGCUGCGCAUGAAGACGUUUUCUAACCUCUCCGAAGGACUCUCUGCUGCCCUUGAGGAAUAUAAACAACAGCAAUCUUGACUCGGAAAGCUUCGUCUGUCGAACUCUUUUCUGCGCAUGGGUGGAAUCGUACGUGGAAUCAAUUCCCAGCUGCGGCGAGUAGAUAAAGUUUGUGCCGGGGAGUGAAAAAAAGAAAAGUAGAGAUUAGGAAGAAGUACAAAUCCAGACUGGGAAAUGGAGAAAGUGUCGCCGAGAAUGAAACAGUGAAAGGAAGGUGCAACGAGCAGCGAAAAAGUCAUGUCUGACAAGCGUCGACGAGUUUCCGUCACCACGAAGAAUGCGGUGAGAGCGAGAGGAUGUAGUGCCUUUAUGUCACUUGCAUCUGCAGGUGGGCAUUUCGCUCGCUAGGGCAGGUGGCGAUGACCACCGUGGACCGGUUCAGUGCUGGUCUUACCGAACAACCGCGUUGAACAUGUCUCCAGGUAAAACCUUCGCGGCCAAGUCAGUCGUGGUUUUCAAUUUCCCUCUUUUGGUUGCGAGGGCCGAUUCCUUCCAAGAAAAUCAUCGUCAGCAACAAACAAAUAAACAAACAUCCAGCGGGACACUGGAAAACCAUCCAGACAUCCGACCCAUCGACUUGCAAUUUCCAAGCUCAUCCGUAUUCUCCCUUAAACCCCUUCGCCUCCAGCUUCAAAGAUCGGCACUGCAUCCCGAUGAUUGCGGUCCGAGAGCACGGCAGAGAUCUUUGAAUCAGAGCUUGCCAAGUUUGCUUAUUACCUUAUUAGCUUUGCUGCAAGCUCAUGGACUUAGCACUAACCCCAAAAAAACUGGUGCCUCUCCACAAGUAAGCCUCAGGAAGUACAGUACAGAACUGCAGGUUCAUGUACCUGGAAAAAGAGCUCUUGAAGAAGAAGGCAUGAGAUGAAGGGAAGAAGGAAGCAGGGCAGGUGGGUUCUGGAUGCAGCGGAAAAAACCCCAGAAGCCCCCAUAGCUCAAGAGGGUGUUUCCAUCAUAUGAUGGCUGCAGUGCGUUCGUUGAAUUGGGCCACGGGACGAAAGAAAAUCGGGACUCGAGUCAGCAUCAGAAACAGUGGACAUUGAAAAGCCAUUGAAAAGCCAUUGAAAAGCCGGCGGAGCUCUUCUCCAGCACAGCACAGCACAGCAGAAGAAGAAAGAAGGAAGGGAGGAAGGAAGGAAAGAGGAGGAGGAGGAGGAGGAUGAAAAGCACCAGAGUCCGGCCAUCAUCGGCCAUCGGCAUGGGGAUUGUGUGAGUUUGAGUGUAAUGGAAGUAUCAUCGAGCGAGCAGGGGCAGACCGCAGGAGAAGGCCAGAGCACUGACCAGACCGCAAGAUUAUUCCAUCUGCUUCAAAUCUUCGUCUCAAUUUCAAACAAGGAGGAGAAACCUAAAGACACCAAUGAUUGCAUCGCGGCCCAUCAUAUCUUCUUACUUCAUUCAUAUUCCGGUGCCAUUUGUUGCCUCCUCUGUGGGCCACCUGGUGCCGUGAGAUCUGGGCCAGCGGUUUCUCAUUUUGGUCCAAGCGAAAUCCAACUGAAGAAUCCCGACUGCCACUUGCAUUGCAUUUCGAUUCAUUUCACCUCAUUUCACCUCAUCUCACCUCAUCUCAUCUCUCCAUUUUCAUUUUCAGGCGCAACGAGCAUGAAUGGUCUCGUUAUGGUGUCUGCAUUUUACCCCGCAGUAACGUGUGCCACGGGCCGGACGGAACGCUGAAGGCAUUGCCGGUUCGCAGCAAUGGACAUCGUACAGAGACAUUGAGUGAAUUUGAAAACAGUCCAGGACAUGACAGCUUUUCGGACUGUGACUGGAAACUUGAACGUUG